This is a messenger RNA of Procambarus clarkii (red swamp crayfish), 6156 nucleotides long. RefSeq names its product gamma-tubulin complex component 6. Gene Ontology annotation, biological process: cytoplasmic microtubule organization; spindle assembly; mitotic cell cycle. Gene Ontology annotation, cellular component: equatorial microtubule organizing center; gamma-tubulin complex; centrosome. Gene Ontology annotation, molecular function: gamma-tubulin binding; microtubule minus-end binding. The record is from RefSeq and is a predicted model, not a curated record. NCBI's taxonomy places the organism in Eukaryota, Metazoa, Arthropoda, Malacostraca, Decapoda, Cambaridae.
UGAGUGAAAAGUCAAACCAUCGUUCGAAAUGUUUGGCGCGAAAUAGACACAUUAUUGAUUCGUUCAGACUGAUGUGUUUGUUACAUCUUCAUAGAUAAGUUAAUCUCAUUCUAUCUUUAAAUUCCUGUGUGUGAAUGUCGCAAGACUCGGGAGGAAGUUUAAAAAGUGAGAAAAUUGAAGUGAGUGGUACAGAAUGCGAAGAAUGAAGAGGAGCAGUUUGUUUACAAGCAAGAUGGCGUAGAGAUCGUAGCAUCAGGAUAGCACAAUGCAUACUGUAGUGGAGCUGGGAGAGCUCUGUGAGGUUAAGGAAGGUCUUCCUCUCAAUGGUCCUAGAACAUCUGUCCCAAGAAAUGCAGCCAACAUGUGUCAAGCGCAAGUUACUCCUGCUGUUGAGAGCACAGUAUACCUUGUGAGGCAGUUAGUAGCACACUUCAGCAAGGAUUGUCAAAAAGGAAUAAUUAUUCGAGACAAGACAAAAGAAACUUACCUCCAGAGACGAUUAAAAAAAUUGGUUUUCUCUGUCUUGUUGUCAUACAGGAAAGAUUAUAAAACACAAAAUACCAAUGUGAAACUGACUGAGGUAGAAGAGAUCAUAUGGCAAACCUUCAUGCUACGUCACCAUCGCAGAUAUGAUGAUGGCAACUCGUUGGAAAGAUGUUUACAAUAUCUAAAGAACUAUGGUUACUUGGAGGCAGGAAGUGAUGUGCGGAACGUGUUGAAGUUCCUCGUUGCCCUCAGAGGAUUUGGUGGAGAUGUUAAAAAGAAAGUUGACCUUGCUGAAUUAACUCCGAGAAUUGUUCACGUUGGAAAGAAUCAGCCAAACUACCUACCAUCUGGCCCACUGCAAUACGGAGACACAUUCCUGCAGUCUGCUGAAUAUAGACCCCAUUAUAUGCAUUUCCCUCCUGGGAUAUUCUCCCUCUCGUCAUCAUCAAUUGAAGCUGUGGGUUAUAAAGAAAAUACCUCACCAUUUGGAGUUGAAGCAAUGAUGAAUCUCAGCAAGGCACUACCUGGAACAGGGGUUAGUCCAUUGCUUCUAGGGAGAAACCCGAGUGAAACAUGUGGCAAAGUCUUAGGGGCACUAUUGCAAGACCAAAGUAAAGAAUUGACCCCAGAUGCAGUACUGUCCAUUCCUGACCUGCCUAGUGAAGCUCAGGGGUACAGCUACUUCAGCCAUCUUCCCAAAGCUUUGCCUUCCUCAUCUCCUAGUGCAGUUGGUAGUGAUGAAGGAUAUGCAUCAUCUCGAGCAGCUAACAUUCAAACCCCUGAAGAUGAUGUUGAAGAUGUAUGGGAAGCUGUACUUCAAGGACCACCCUUGACUUCUCGUCGUACCUGGGAGACCCUGGAUCAUGUUCCAUUGAACAAAGAGAAGUUAUUUUUAUCUGAAGCAGGACCAGAAUCGUCUCACAAUAUUUGGUUGUUGUACCAGGAGUUCUGGGGAAGUCUUGGUGAUCACUAUGUGCCAUCUCUGUAUGUAAGAUCAAUGGAGGAGCUGUGCCAAGACCUUAUGAAUCUCAUGAUUGGUGUGCCUUCACGUAGUUUCCUUUGGUGUGAAGAAUCUGAAAGUUUUUGUGUGAAGGAUGGUCUGUGCUACCCUGGUGUAACUCCCGAACAUCUUCAAGGCUCACUCUUGCCCUUUGUAGAGUGUGGCACACUUGUACGAAGGUUAGAAGUUGUGUGUGUUACUCCUAAAUUUGAUACACAGCAUCUCUUAACACAAGGGUCAGUCUACCGUGCAUUUACAGUGGCGAUAUCUAAUGUACUGCAGGUUUACAGAGGCAUGGUGUUCACCCUAAGUGGAGAAACUCACCUCUCGAGGCUGCAAGAGAGAGCACAGCAUUUGUUAAAGAAGAUAAAGUUUGUUGCCCAUCUGUUUCAAAUUACCUCUAACUGUUAUAAAAAUGGUAAUACACCCAGACUCCUGCCUGACAGUACAGCUGUGAACAUUGGCAUCAGCCAUAGGUUACAACAUACAUCAGUAAAUGAAGAGUGUCACCAAGAAAUGCUGAGAGGGCUUAACCUUCUUAGCGAGCUACUUAACCAAGUUAUUCUUACCAAGGACCGAGCCUGUCUUCUGUUGCUUAUAUCAAUCUUUAGGAAUUCUUGUGCACCUUUCCUUAGGUACUUGGAAGACUGGAUAUAUGAGGGAGUGUGUUCAGAUCCUGGGCAGGAAUUCAUGAUUGAUGUUGAUGGAAGAUCUUUACUAAGACAGGAUAGAAACUAUUGGACAAAGGGCUACACUCUUCGGGAUCUGUCAUCUAUCCCUGUCUUCUUCAGGGAUGUGCUACAGGAAGCUUUCACUUGUGGCAAGGCUCUUAAUUUACUUAAGCUUUGUUCUGUGAAGCAUCAUCUUGUCCAGGCUGGUAGCACUAAACACCCUAGCUUGAAGCUGUGCAUAUCAGGCGAAGAAUUAGAACAAAUGCACCAUCAGUGUGAAGCAUAUGCAGCGCAUAUGCUUUAUUUGGCAGCACAAAACCAGGUCUCAGCUCAGCAGAAGGCAGAACAAGAGAUAGAGGAGAAACAACGCUUAACAGUGAUAUCCUCUGAAAAGCAAGCUGCCAUUAUUUCGGAGUUUGAAAGAAAGAUGGAACAUGUUCGUCAGAAAGAAGCAGAGCAGAAAAAGUCUCAGUUUGAUGAAUUAAAAGAAGAAAUGCUGAAAGCUAGAGAAAGAAAACUGCAAGACAAACAGAGGGAAGUGGAAGAAGAUUGGAGAAUUGGCCAGGAAUUUGAGAUGAAGGAAGCAAAGAAACUAGAGGCGGAGGAGAAGUUGAGGGCCAAAAUGGAAUCUUAUUAUCACCAAAAGAUGUUUGUUGCAGAACGUAGUGAGGCUCUUGCUCAUUGGAAAGUGCAACGAUGUCUACUUAGUGAAGCUAGAAAGCAAUAUAUCCUUGGCACUGACUGGUCACCACAGGAAAAGGAUGCAGAAGCUGAAAAGUCAAAAGAGGUGGUAGACACUCCAGUUGAAGAUACACACAGUACAGUAGAUAUAGUAGAUGAUGUGUCACCAUUUAAAGAGCAAUGUCCAAUACCCAGUGUCCCAUAUUUAGAGCAUAAUGUCCAUCAUAGAAAUUUACCCAAAAGCUUACAGAAUAUAGAAUCAGGGAUAUUUGAUCAAAAACAAAUAAACAUAAAUGAAAAUUUUCUUGGAGAAUAUACAAGUCACAUUGAAAAGAAUGAUGAUGUAAAGGAAAGUCCUAUUCAAGAAUUGUCAUCAGUUUCCGACAUGACGACAUCAUUGAUGAGUACAUCAUCAGACCUCAUUGAAACACCUUUUGAUGAAAACCUCCCAGAUUUUGAGGUUGAUCUCAAGAGACCUGUAAGUUCUGAGAAAAAUUUACAAGAGAACAAGUUUUCUUCUGUAUAUGGAAAAAGUUCCAUUGAUUCUAUCCUUUAUAAUAGACCUGAUGGUUUUGAUGUAAAGAGAAGCAAACGGCCAACUUAUAUGCCAGUUUCAAGUAUUGCUGAAUUAUCAUCCAAUAAGAACAACCUUCUUGAGAAAGAGUAUGGAGUUGCAAGUGGCAUCACUGAAAGUGCUCAAAGACUUGUUACUGAGGAUAUAAGGACUUCUUCAACUUAUAGGAUCUUUGGAGAGCCAGUUCUAGAUAGCAAAACAUUGGCAGUAGAAAGAAAUCCAAGUAAUGCCAUUAAGGAAGACUUUGGCAACAGAGGUAGAGAGACAGCUGCAACCCAAGAUACUAAUGCCAACUUUCCAGGUCUUGUUAAAGAUGAGGAUGAAAAUGGAAACUCGGGAGACAGUUAUCCAUUCACAGUUGAUGACAUUAAUGCCAAUAUAGCAUCUGAAAAAUAUACACCACUCCCAGGACCAGCAUCUGUUAAAGAAAAUGGUUUUCAAGACCCUAAUAAAAACAUAACUUUAGCAGAUAAUAUUUCUGAAACAAAAGAUGUAAUUGGGAAGAACAGCACUAUAGAUAUAAAGGUGAGCGGAGAUGAUAGCAAUGGCAAUAUUAUUUCUCAAAAUAUAAAUGAAGUGCUUUCUCAGUACAAGGAGCGAUGUGCUCAGGCCGCUGCUAUUAAGCAAAAGGUUCUCAAAGAAGAAUUCCAGUCUACCACAGAAAGUAAAAAUACCAUGAAUAUUUUAAGAUCAAAGUCAGUACCUUCAUCAUUGGCUGUGAAAAACAAACAAAAAGUUUUGGAGAUUGAAUAUGGACUGCCACCUGUGGAAGGUCCUGCUGCAGAAGAUAAACAUGUAGUUACAUAUAGUCGACAAGUGUCGGGGGCCAGUACGUCCAGCUACAAAUCUUGUUCUUUAUUUGAGAGACAAACUUCCAGCUCAACAGCUUUUACAACACCAGAUGAAGAGAGGCCAAUUCUUAUUGACCAGGUUGGUGGAGAGGUGCUGAAAGAACGAGGUAGGAGCAUUCAUGGUCAUGCUUCAGAUGCCAUCAUUCAUAAGCUACUCUGGAGACAUAAUCAGGAGCCUAUGCUGUCACCUACUGAAGCCAUGAGUGACAUGACCCCAAUUGAAGACUUGCUGUCUUCUGUGAGACACUCAGUACUAUAUAAAGCUGAACCAUACAAUGUGGAGAACUUUAAACUUAUGGACUCUGAACCGCUGCUGGACAUUACUGGAACCGCUCUCAAUGGAAGACCAAACACAAGACAACCAAGAAACAAGAAAUUGCCCCCUGUUCCAUCUGCCAGUGAACUGUCAUGUGCACCUAUUUAUUUCAUGCGCUCAAUCAGGAUGCAUCUAGCAACACAGACCCGGCUGGUAAAUGCAAGUCUCCUGAGUGAAGUCUUGGUACAAGAAAGUCUUUUGGACCACCUCUCUGCUCUUCGUGCGCUUCUCUUGUUGCACGAUGCACACUUUGCUCGUGCUUUAACCUUGAAUCUUUCCAGCAAGGUAGACAUGACAAGCUCCCCUGCAGCAUUAUUGGUGCCUGUUGAGCUGAACAAUAUCCUCAACAGAUCAGUAUCUGAAUCGUGCUGGACCACGAGUCAGCAAGCUGAAAAUCUUUCCUUUGCUAUUAAAAGCAUUCCCUCUACAUUCACACAUACAACAAGUGUUGUAGACUGCCUUGAGCUCAGGUACCAUGUACGUUGGCCUCACACGCUUAUUUUGGACGAUGCCACUCUAGCGUCAUACUCUCGAGUGUGGAAUUUUUUGGCCUCUCUACACUACAGCAUUUGGGCUGCUGAUGAUCUCUUCUGUCAUUUGUCAUAUCUCUGUCGACAAGACAAGGAAGGGCACUUCUUGAAAUGUUCACAAUACCAUCAGGUUUGUUUGUAUCGCCAUGAAAUGCACCACUUCCUCCUUGUUGUGCAGGCAUAUGUAAUUAGUCAGGUGCAUCAGAUCAGCUGGAGCAAGUUUGAACAAAAAUUACAUAAAAAGGUAUCAUCUUUGGAUGAGUUGUAUGACCUUCACAGCUCCCUUGUCACAUCAAUUAACUCAAGGUGUUUUCUGACGCAGAAGGGUUCUGUGGUUCAAAAGCUGGUACGUGAUGUAUUCUCACUGAUGCUACGAUUCCGCUCCCAGUAUCUCUCCCACUCAUGGCAAACAAAUGCUCAGACCAAUAUGAUGGAACACCCUGGGUUUAUUGCUCUUAAGAGCACAUACCAGGAGUUUCAGAAACAUUCUGCAUUUCUGCAUAAAUCACUUCUGGAGGAAGAGGAUAAACUGCAAGAGUGCUGGUAAAGGUUGGACAACGAAUUCGAAUAGAUUCCUGCCAGCAAGAUCUCCUCAACAGACUGGAUUUCAAUGGCUAUUACUCUAGUCAGGGAUGAAGGGAAUUUUAAAGUUACCAGUGAUAUACAGUACAGCUGUUAAAAUAAAAAAAACUAACUUAUUUCUGGCUUAAACUCAGUGUGUUGUUAAUUAGUAGUAACUGAAAAGUUCAUUCAAUUUAUCAGUUUAAGAGAAUCUCCCAAGUGGAUUAUAUAAAACCUCAUUUUGUUUUUAUUUGAAUUACUUGUAUGUUAUUUGAAUUUGAAGUUGUGGGACUGACAUACAUUGUACAUUCAUUAGGUUGGGAGCGAUCAGUACACUCUGUAUGGCUCAAGCUACAAGCUAAUCAGUGGCAUCUAAGUUAUUUUAUGAAAUACUUAUUGUUAUUGUAUUAAACAUUCAGUGAGGAUGAGGUUAAAUUGUUUUGUGUAUCUAUACCUAUUAAAUAAAGUAUAUACUAUUACAAUGUU